This is a messenger RNA of Gasterosteus aculeatus aculeatus (three-spined stickleback), 4120 nucleotides long. It is a transcript of the gene ttl, whose product is annotated as tubulin tyrosine ligase. Gene Ontology annotation, cellular component: spindle microtubule. Lineage: Eukaryota; Metazoa; Chordata; Actinopteri; Perciformes; Gasterosteidae. Gene Ontology annotation, molecular function: tubulin-tyrosine ligase activity. Gene Ontology annotation, biological process: protein modification process; microtubule cytoskeleton organization. The record is from RefSeq and is a predicted model, not a curated record.
UUGUUUAUGCUGUCGACAGCGGAUGACAGCGACUGCUGCGCUGCUGAGUAUCAAAGAACACGCCGCCACUGGGAAGAAGCGUUUUGGGAUGGUGUGUAGCUAACUAGCCAGCUAUUUAAUAUUUUAUGCCACUUUAGUAGUAGACGCUCUGUCUUUGGGGAGAGGUACCGGAACCGUACUCCCGAAUAGCGAUUCGUAGGGGUCGCGGUCCGUUAGCCAAAGCUAAACCGCUGACGGGAUCUGCGUGGAUGCAGAAGGGACCGGCCCCUGGAGCCGGGUGCUGCAGGCAGUCACACCCUUGUCCGGUGCGAGGAGCCGCUGCGUGUCGCUCUCCUCCAUGUGUUGCAUGGUUUUACGAAGCCACCUGCUAAGCUCAGACCCCUGAAUUAGAGCUUCGGAACAGUACUGGGAGUUUAGCGGUUAACUGGGCGGGCGCGGAGUGGAUAUGACCGACUCAUCGUCAUGGCCCGGGCCGAGCAGAUAACCCUGAACCGUCUGUCUGCUGCAGUCCCACCCGGACAGUCCCACCGCCAGCUGAGCUAGACAGCGAAGUUAUUUAUACGAUCAACCCUCCCUGUUACACCCCCCCCCCCUAGUCUGUGCGGCAUCAUGAAUACCCCGAUUUACACGUUUGUCACCCGUGACGACAACAGCACGGUUUACGCAGAAGUUUCCAAAAUCCUCCUGUCGACUGGACACUGGAAGAGGCUGAAACGGGACAAUCCCAGAUUCAACCUAAUGCUCGGUGAACGGAACAGACUGCCCUUUGGACGGCUUGGUCAUGAACCUGGCCUGGUGCAGCUGGUGAAUUACUACAGAGGAGCAGACAAGCUCUGCAGAAAGGCGCCCCUGGUUAAGCUUAUAAAAACCAGCCCGGAGCUCUCCGACUCCUGCAACUGGUUUCCAGAAUCCUACAUCAUCUACCCCACUGACCUCAAAACCCCCGUUGCCCCGGCUACGAAUGGCAUUAGCCAUCUGAAGAGCAAUCCCAAGACGGACGAGCGGGAAGUUUUCUUGGCCUCCUACUAUUCCAAAAAAGAAAGCGGGGAGGGCACAGUGUGGAUAGCCAAGUCCUCUGCCGGAGCUAAAGGUGCUGGUAUUUUGAUAUCCCACGAUGCGAAUCAGCUGCUGGAGUACAUUGACAAUCAGGGGCAGGUCCAUGUCAUUCAGAAGUACCUGGAGAAGCCGCUGCUUCUGCAGCCGGGGAAUCGCAAGUUUGACAUCAGGAGCUGGGUGCUGGUGGACCAUCAUUACAACAUCUAUUUGUACCGGGAGGGCGUGCUGCGGACGUCCUCGGAGCCCUACAACAGCUCCGACCUCCAGGACAUGACCAGCCACCUGACAAACCACUGCAUCCAGAAGGAGCACUCCCACAACUACGGGCGGUACGAGGAGGGCAACGAGAUGUUCUUUGAUGAGUUCAGGCUGUACCUGCUGAACACUCACAAUGUCACCCUGGAGACGGCCAUCUUACCACAGAUCAAGCAGAUCAUAAAGAGCUGUCUGACAUGCAUCGAGCCGUCCAUCAGCACCAAGCACCUGUCCUACCAGAGCUUCCAGCUCUUCGGAUUUGACUUCAUGGUGGACGAGAGCUUCAAAGUGUGGCUCAUCGAGAUCAAUGGAGCUCCGGCCUGCGCACAGAAACUGUAUCCGGAGCUAUGCCAAGGCAUCGUGGACGUGGCCGUUUCCAGUGUCUUCGCCCUGAGCAGCAGCGCGGACGCCUCGUCCGCAUCCUCGUCUCCUUAUUCUUCCUCCCCGUCCUCCACCUUCACCACCAACACCUCAUGCUCCUCCCCCAAACUGAGAGGGCCUCUCCACGUGGGCCCUUUCACUCGACUGUAAGUACAUGCAAACGGCCCCCGUCCCCCGCUCGGCCUUCUCCGUACAGCUUCUUCAUGCCCCGUCCCUCACUACCGGACUCCACCUGAGAAGCAGCACACGCCUGAUCGACCUGCUCUCCUGACAUGAAUGUUACAAAUCUGAAGAACCCAACAGGUGGAUGACUGCGGAGCUCAGAAGGGCGCAGAGGCGCUGCGAUGGAGACUGUAGUGCCUUACGUGUCCCGCUCCCUUAAAAAGACGGCCAGUCUACUUGCUCUGUAAGCCUUCGCACUGUUGUCUGGCAAAGGGAAGAAAACGAUAAUGACCCGUCCAGAAGAAUUAACAUGAAGCUAAAUUCAUGACGUUGUGUAAACUUGUGUAAUUCUAAAUGCAUAAAACAAAACGUAUUGGGGCUACAUGAACCUAAUAGUUUCCUUCAUUGAACAAUAGUUUUACCUUAAAUAGACUAAGACACUAAACCAACUGUCCGACGAGUUGAGCAACAAAGCCGUCAAGGUUUGACUUGACGAUCGCCGUUUCCCCUCAAACUACAAUUGGAAACGACCCUUUUUUUUUUACAUUCAUGGCAGUUGGCUGAUAGAACUGAACAGUGAAAACCUCCUUCACCUGAAGUGUAUGUGACCGCUGAGAGGAACGACAACUGCCAUUCAGCAUCGGCCUGCAUUGUUCUGUUCUCCACUUAGAAAACACAGUUCAGCUGACAGUAUUUUUUUAGGUAGUUUUAUAAGUCAAUUGCAGAGCGCAUGUUUGUGUGAAAGCAUGUCGUAGAAUGCGUCCUCAUUCACAAGCUGCACCUUUGGUAAAAAGCGCUGCCCUGAUGUCUGAUCUAGAUCUGGUGUGUUAGACUGUCUUUGUGGAGUGUUUUUGAAGUAGAGUAGAUUGUACAAAGUGUUACGGAGAUAAAAAGCCGGCGGGGAAAACAUACGGCGCCACUUCUUGCUUCUGACACGUGUCUUCUUAAACGUACGGCGUCCAACGUGAUAUUACCAAAGAGAGGUGAACAUAGGACGGAGGUCACAGACAGCUCCUCAUCCAUCACUGCCUCGAUCCGGUUACGGUUUCUACACUAUUUUUUACAUUUUAGUAUUAGUAUUAUUCUAUUAUUAUUCCUUCACCUGUCUUAUGAUGUAUGUCGUAGUAACUGGAGGAGACAUAAAAGGUGCAACUGUCCAAGAUCACUUCAGACAUUAAACUAAAUUAGCGUGUGUGACAGCUUCACUUUGGGGAAGUUGAUUCCACUGUUUGACUGCAGACGUUUAUUUUUGAUAGAAAAGCUCAUUGUAAGCAUUUUAGUUGGCGUGUCCGUCACAUUGGUAGAAUGCCUGCUGCUCCUUUCUUCCAUCCUCAAUUAAAAUGGGCGGGGCUUCACAUGUCGCUCAGGACAUCUGUUAAGGGACGCCAUCCGAGCAUUGGUUUUACAUGUGUUGUUUACAAGACGACUCUUGGGGAAGGAAGGAGAUGUAGGAAGGAGCCUGUCAGCAGACGUGGAUGUUACGGGAUUAAUCACAUAGGAUGAAUCCAUUGAUGGGAUGGAUUCCAGAGCCCUGAUGUAGCUGAAAUACUUGUGUAAAUGUAUCAAUGCUGCCAGAACAUUGGUAUUUAUGUGAGGAUCGUGUUGGCAAAAGGCUCACGGUUGUUUUGUUUUUUUAUUAUCAGAAGCAAAUGUUUCUUUUGGGAUUUGUGAGGAAAAUGUCUCUCCAGCAAAGGGAAGGAUGCCUUUGGCAAUUUCAUUUUGAUAACAAGACGCAAAGGACCUCAAGGAUUCAAAUUCAGCUUGAUUUGUUCCUAUUUAAAAUAUUAUUCCUCAUUCAUUAUAUGGUUUCUUAAAUUUGAUGAUGUCAUUUGCUCAGUUUGUAAUGUUUUUCUGCUAGAUUUCCUCAUCUUUACCAAAGAUUAGAUCCCUGCUGUAUUGUCAGUGUCAAUCUAUAUGUUUUGUAAUGGCUGUAAUCUGGAUUUCAUCACAUCGAUAGGCCAACGUUGAGGUUCAUGUUCAGAGGGAUGUCUGUGCUGGUUGUCUUGCAUGAUCAUUUCUCUUCAUCAAAUACAAUACUGCUAGUAUACAAUUCAAAUACUAGUGUCAAGCCAUGUUACGUUUGUAUUUCUGCUUAAUGUGGUGUGUUUUCUUUUAUUCCAAUUAAAAUACUUCUCAAUAUGAAGCAACAGGAAACGAGACGUGUCUUUUGGACCACGAAGGCAACUUGUAUAUCAGAAACACUGAGUGAAAGAAAAAAGGCUGAUGUGAUGUGAAAUGUAUAAUAAUAACCACCAUGUAAAGACGU